AUGGGACUGUUGGCGACUGCCUACUCAACCAAGGCUUUGGCAUUGCCAAAUAGGCACCUAGCGAUUUCUUGUUCCACCAAAGCCAGUAGACGAUCGAAUGGGGCCCAAGUUACUGCUAUCAUCCAUGUCCCUCGAGCUACCUUGGCCUCGAUAGGUGGGAUUAGACCGACCAAACGAGGGGCCAGCUCCACCGAACCAACCGCCGGUCCCAAAGCCAGUCGAUGUGCCAGCUGCGAAGGGACUAUUCCAGCCGGGUUCAUCGGCGCGAUUUCUUCUAUCCCGGUUCCCAAGUAG
Molecule: messenger RNA, 294 nt
Organism: Puccinia graminis f. sp. tritici CRL 75-36-700-3
Lineage: Eukaryota; Fungi; Basidiomycota; Pucciniomycetes; Pucciniales; Pucciniaceae
Exons: 2
Coding region: 1-294 (97 amino acids)
Source: RefSeq, a predicted model, not a curated record